AUGGCCAACCCGUCCUGUCUGCUCUACGGGCCCGGCGACGCCCGCUACGAAGACCGGCCCCUCCCUCGCAUCACCUCGCCCACCGACGUGAUCAUCCGCAUCGCCUACACCGGGGUCUGCGGCAGCGAUGUCCACUUCUGGCACCACGGGGGCAUCAAACGCCCCAUCACGCCCAGCAACCCCAUCACGAUGGGCCACGAAGCCUCCGGGAUCGUACACGCCAUCGGACCCGCCGUGACCACCCUCGUCCCAGGGGACCGUAUCGCCCUGGAACCCGGCUACGCCUGCCACCGCUGCAUGAUCUGCAAAUCCGGACACUACAACCUCUGUCCGCGAAUGAAGUUCGCCGGCGUGCCCGGGAUCUGCCACGGCACGUUAACGCGGUUCUUCAAACUGCCUGCCGAUUACUGCUAUAAGAUUCCUGAUACGAUGGGGCUAGAGGAAGCGACGUUGAUGGAGCCGUUGGGGGUGGCGGUGCAUUCGGUGCGAGCGGUUGGGGUGGGCCCGGGGAUGCGCGUGUGUGUCUUUGGGGCCGGGACGGUGGGGGUGUUUUGUAUGUUGGUGGCCAGGGAGUUUGGGGCCGAGCAGGUGGUGGGCGUGGAUAUGAAUGCGCGGAAAUUAGGGUUUGCGGGGGAGGUCAUGGGCGAGGGGGCUGGGGGGUGGGGGGGUGGGUAUGUGCCUGAUGGGACGGGAGAGGGGGAGGGGAAGAGGAUAUUGGAGCGGUUUGGAAUGGAGGAAAGUGAAGGGGACGGGUUUGAUGUGGUGAUUGAGGCCACCGGGGCAGAGGCCUGUAUGCGCAUGGGGGUCGAGGUGUUGCGCGUGGGCGGCCGGUUUAUGCAGACGGGGUUGGGGAGACGGAAUGUCAAUUUUCCCAUGGGCACGGUGGCCGAGAAGGAAAUCACGCUCAAGGGCUGCUUCCGCUAUGGACCGGGGGAUUUUGCCCUGGGGGUGCAGUUUGCGGUGGAGGGGCGGUUUCCCUUGAAGCGGUUUAUCACGAAGAUCGUGGCGUUUGAGGACGCGGUCGAGGCGUGGGAGACUACGGCGAGAGGGGAGGGCAUGAAGACGUUGAUUCGGGGGGGGGGAUCCGGUGUAGAUGAUGCUAGUGGGAAGUACUAG
This is a messenger RNA of Aspergillus ibericus CBS 121593, 1116 nucleotides long. Its product is annotated as NAD(P)-dependent alcohol dehydrogenase. Lineage: Eukaryota; Fungi; Ascomycota; Eurotiomycetes; Eurotiales; Aspergillaceae. Gene Ontology annotation, molecular function: zinc ion binding; L-iditol 2-dehydrogenase (NAD+) activity. The transcript is spliced from 2 exons. The record is from RefSeq and is a predicted model, not a curated record. Gene Ontology annotation, biological process: D-sorbitol catabolic process. Bases 1 to 1116 code for a protein of 371 amino acids.